AUGGCCGUCCCGCCGACUUGCGGUCUGGAAACACGGUGCACGAGAGUCACCUCCGGCGGCAACGGCGCAGCUGCUAAAGGCGGGAGGUCUCGCGACGGUGAGAAGACAACAGCGUCCGCGACGGCGUCCUCAGACUCUGCUACGAUGCCGCGAAAGCAGCGCGGGGCCGCGACCUAUGGUUCCGCACCGCUUGCCGGCGUCUCGACGACGGUGGCCGGCGUCGACACCGCUCCCGAAUCGCCGGUCCUUGGGUGGCGGCGGAGCGGUGGGAGCCACCCGCGCCCCUGCUCUCACCCGCGCCGCCGCCACCCGCCGCUCCUCCCGCGCUGCCGCCACCCGCCGCUCUCCUUCCCCCGCUCCUCCCGCGCCCCAUUCCCGAGCCCGACCCUCGCGCCCCUCUCUCAGCCACCCGCGCCGCCGCCACCCGCCGGCCCCCUGCCGUCCCCACCCCUCGCCGAGCCGCCGCCCGCCCCCUCCCAAAGCCGCCGCCCGCCCCUCUCCGUGCCGCCGCCCCGCCUCCCUGUGCCGCCGCCCGUCGCCCGCCCCUCCCACAGCCGCCGCCCGCCCUCCUGA
Lolium perenne is the source of this 573-nucleotide messenger RNA. The record is from RefSeq and is a predicted model, not a curated record. NCBI's taxonomy places the organism in Eukaryota, Viridiplantae, Streptophyta, Magnoliopsida, Poales, Poaceae.